UGCUGUGGGCAUGACUCCUCCAUCCCUGCACCCACUGCCCAGGGGCACAGGGAAAGAGUCUGCACUGCCCUGUGCUAGCCAGGGAGAGCAAGCAGUCAGUGGCCUGCCCCCCGCCCAAAGUGACCCUGGAGAUCAGUGCCAGCAGCGGAGGAUAAACAAACUCUGGUGGUGGGUGCUGCCAAGGGCGCUAUUUAUAAAGGCUGAGUCAGGCCUGUGCCUGACCCAACCAGCCAGCCCUGAGCAGCCUGCAUCUGGGAGCAGCCCAGCAAGGACACGCCACUGAGCCAGGAGCUCUGGGGCUGCAGCAGCAGCAGCCAACUGCCCCUUUAUAAAGCCAAGGCUCACCCCGUGCGUCUCCCCAGGACGGGCUACAGCUGCCCCUUCAGCUCUGCACUGCAGCCGGACGAGGAGCUGGUGGACAGGCGGACACACACCAGGCACAUGGACCAAGGCCUGGCGGCCCCAAUGCCCAGGGGCCGGGGAUUCCGCAGCAGCCGCAUGGAGCCGAUCGAGUGCCGAGAUGUGUUGGUGCAGAAUGUGCUCUUCACCGGGGACCUGGAGGCGGUGCGGAAGCAUUUCACUGAGAGUGCUGCCGUCAACCUCAUCAUUGAAUCCAAGGGAGACGAGCUCCGGUGGACCAGCCGGAAACUUGGGCUGUGGUCGCUGACCUACGAGCAGGAGCUCACCACGCCGCUCCACAUCACGGCUGGGCGCGGCUACUUGGACUGCCUCAGGCACCUGCUGCUGAGGGGCGCUGCCGUGGACUUUGCACCUGGCGGCAAGACAGCUCUGCACGAGGCCUGCGCGGCGGCCAGAACGGACUGCGUGCGCCUGCUGCUCUCCUUCGGGGCUGACCCCAAGACUGUCUCUGAGGCUGGCUACCAGCCCCUGCACCUCUGCAAGAGCCCAGCCUCCAUCCAGUGUGCGCAGGUGCUGCUGCAGUAUGGUGCCAGCGUGAACAGCCAGACGGAGGAGGAAGAGGACACAGCGCUGCACGUGGCGGCACGGCACGGCCUGGAAGAGCACGUCCAGCUGUACCUGCGCCAUGGAGCGGGGCUGGAGGCCAAGAACGAGGAGGGUCAGACCCCUUUGAAUGCCGCCUGCGCCCAGGCACACCCACCCCAGGACACGGAGCGCUACUAUCGCGUCUGCCAGCAGCUGGUGCAGAGCGGUGCCAACGUCGAUGCUGCAGACCGGGACCGGCAGCGCCCGCUGCACCAGGCCUGCAAGAACGCCAGCGCCCGUGUGGUGGAGCUGCUGCUGGCCCACGGCGCCAGUGUCAACAUCAUGAGCUACAGCGGCAACACAGCCAUGCACAACAUCUUGCAGGUGGCCGCCUACAAGCUGGGGCACCGCCCAGAGCUCGUGGUGCGGGCGCUGCUCAACCACGGCUCCAUACGCAUCUGGCCCGGGGCCCUCAUCAAGGUGUUGCGCUACUGCUGCUCCUCGCCUCGCACCAUCGAGGUGCUGAUCAACAGCUACGACCGUGUGCGGGUCACUGACGAGUGGGCAGAGGCUGUCCCAGCUGAGAUUAUGCAGAAGCACCCAGAUUUCUACGAGUCACUCUUCUCCCUGGGGCAGAGGCCCCGCUCCCUGCAGCACCUGGCCCGCUGUGCACUCAGGAGCUACCUGGAGGGCCGGCUGCUGCAGGUCUUGCCUGAGCUGCACCUGCCAUCUUCCCUGCACCAGUUUCUGCUGCUCAGCUUCGAGGACAUUCUCUACUAGAGGCCUGGAGCCUGGAUUGAGCCACCUCUAAAUCCUUUUCUUUAUUUGCUCUGAAUUCUUGUGCCCUGCCCUGCCUGUGACAGCCCUGCCCUGCCCAGCCCAGGUCAGCCUUGCCCUCCCCCGUCACACCAGCCAAAGCCAGCCCUUCUGUGCCCAUUCCCACCUAUGCUAGCCUGGCCCCUGAAGCUCAGUGGUUUGAGCAUUGGCCUGCUAAACCCAGGGUUGUGAGUUCAGUCCUUGAGGAGGCCACUUAAGGAUUUGGGCCAAAAAUUGGUCCUGCUAGUGAAGGCAGGGGGCUGGACUCAAUGACCUUUCAAGGUCCCUUCCAGUUCUAGGAGAUUGAUAUAUCUCCAAUUAUUACCUUUUUAUUACCUGCCCUUUGUUCUCCCAGCUCAGACACCCUCUGCCCACACCAACCCGGUCCAUCCCGUGCCAGCAGGCUCUAUUGCUGUAGCCUAUGGUGGGCCCCUGCCUUUCGUGGGGCCAUUGCGCUGGCCCUGCUUUGUAUUAUGGAGAUUUGGGAAUAAAUCCUGGUGUUUGUA
Messenger RNA from Mauremys mutica (yellowpond turtle), 2267 nucleotides. It is a transcript of the gene ASB10, whose product is annotated as ankyrin repeat and SOCS box containing 10. Gene Ontology annotation, molecular function: protein binding. Lineage: Eukaryota; Metazoa; Chordata; Testudines; Geoemydidae. Gene Ontology annotation, biological process: intracellular signal transduction. The transcript has 5 exons. Bases 442 to 1725 code for a protein of 427 amino acids. The record is from RefSeq and is a predicted model, not a curated record.